Messenger RNA from Recurvomyces mirabilis, 1584 nucleotides. RefSeq lists its product as uncharacterized. The transcript has 3 exons. Bases 1 to 1584 code for a protein of 527 amino acids. NCBI's taxonomy places the organism in Eukaryota, Fungi, Ascomycota, Dothideomycetes, Mycosphaerellales, Teratosphaeriaceae. The record is from RefSeq and is a predicted model, not a curated record.
AUGGCAGAACUACAGGUCAUCCCAGCACGGCAUGGAGUCGCGACAUUCGUGCCGGCUGGUCAGACGAUUAAGAUCGUCAAUACCUCUGGGACACAAGUGAUAGAUACUUGGGCAUUCGCCCUGCCCAAGCCUGACGAGAAGAGCAGCAACGAGGAGAAAGCCAAAGAGGAAAAGAAGGACGAGGCUCCCAAAGAAGAGCCUAAGAAGGAAGAGAAGAAGAAGCCGGAGCCGAAGCAGACCCCGAAAAAGAAGAAGGGUGAUGACAUGCCCAGCCAGGAGGAUGCGGAGAAAGCUACACAAGGAGUGUUCAAAGAAGGCGAGCAUUCCAAUGGCGGCGACGCAACAGAAGCCUCGAAGACUCCGCAGAAAAGCACAUGGAGCUCAUAUGUACCGUCGCUCGGCCUGACGUCCUCUGCUAAGAAAGGCGAUGCGCCCAAGAAAGAGGAAACUGAGGAGCAGAAGAACUCGAGAACAUGGUCCUCCUACUUCCCGACUGGACAGAGCUUCAGCUCCUACGUACCAACGUCUGCCAGCAAUACUGUGUCCGCGUUUGCGGGAAGUCACCAACGCGACAUGAACAAGUCCUAUCUUGAGCAGCUUCAGGACUUCUCCAAAACACCAGUCGGCGCAGCUGGCAUGUCAGCACUCACUGGUGGCGGCUAUGGCGGCUCCCUGUACGCCGGCUACCAAGCUUGGAAUGCCACCAAUGCAGCCGAUGCACCACCUAUGGAGUUUAUGAGCAUGCCACACUCGCGCGCAGCUAGCCUCCACAUGGUGCCGAAGAUCAACGAUACACUGGUCUCGAACCUGCGAGAGCCAAUGCUCACUCUUGUCGAGGACACGUCGCCAGGCAUUCACGACACACUAAUGGCUGCUUGCGAUCCAUCCCGCUACCGAGGAUUGGGCGUCAAAGAAUGGGCAGAACAUGGAUCUUGCUCGGAGAACUUGGUGCUUGCGCUGAAAGAGUUGAACGAACGGGCGGGAUUGAAAGGCGCCAAAGGGGUUGGGGCGGACGUGACAAUUAACUCCGUGCCGGCGCCGUUGAAUCUUUUCAUGAACAUUCCUUGGGAUGACGAAGGCGAUCUCGGCUUCAAGGCUCCCAAAGGCAAAGCAGAAGAUUACGUGCGUCUCAAGGCGGAGCGCGACGUCGUGGUGGUCAUGAGUGCCUGCCCACAGGACGUGCUCGAGAUCAACGCCAAGAAGCCGACCGAUGCACAUUUCAUUGUUGAGGAGGAUGACACCGCAUCGGCCCUCAAGCGCACACAACAACCAGCGAAGAAGCAAGCCGCGCCCAAGAAGCUUAAUUCCGCAUCCAGGAAGCCAUCGACCGCUGGCACUGAAAGUGGUGCUGCUCCGGCCAAAAAGCCCGUGCCUGCGAGACGGACAGUCCCUCAGAAGAAAGCAGCAGGUGCAACGGCGACUGGUUCCGACGCCGCUCCAGCCAAGAAACCGGCGCCCAAACCUGCGCCAGCUCAGAAGAAAGCGCCAGCGGCCUCCGAGAAUGCGAACAGUGACGCUCCUGCGGCGGAGAAGAAGAAACCUCGGAAGUUGAAUGCGAAGUCCAACGCAGAAGCGGCGAGCUGA